Messenger RNA from Hemibagrus wyckioides, 1422 nucleotides. RefSeq names its product translocase of outer mitochondrial membrane 40 homolog (yeast) (gene tomm40). Gene Ontology annotation, cellular component: mitochondrial outer membrane translocase complex; mitochondrial outer membrane. The record is from RefSeq and is a predicted model, not a curated record. The coding region runs from base 87 to 1106 and encodes 339 amino acids. NCBI's taxonomy places the organism in Eukaryota, Metazoa, Chordata, Actinopteri, Siluriformes, Bagridae. Gene Ontology annotation, biological process: protein import into mitochondrial matrix. Gene Ontology annotation, molecular function: transmembrane protein transporter activity. The transcript is spliced from 10 exons.
GCGGGACAAAGACGUUGGUCUUGUAGGUUGUCCCAUGCAUCCUACCGGUGCUUCAUAGCCGUGUAACUGGACUGCAUUGCACAACCAUGGGCAGUGUGUUGGCUGCCACUUCACCAAACCCCCCUGCUUCAGGCAGUGGUAGCAGUCAGGGGGGUCCAGGCCUGACCGUGCCUCCCGGCUUCACCAUGCCCAGCAUGCCCUCGUCUCUGGGCACCGGCGCCCAGGCUGGCACAGAGACCAAGCCUUCUCUUCCCAACCCGGGCACGUUUGAGGAGUGCCAUCGGAAAUGCAAAGAGGUUUUCCCGAUGCAGAUGGAGGGUGUGCGACUGGUGGUCAACAAGGGUUUAAGUAAUCACUUCCAGGUGAGCCACACAGUUACACUGAGCACCAUGGGAGAAUCCGGCUACAGGUUUGCAGCCACCUACGUUGGGAGCAAACAGACCGGACCUUCUGAGUCAUUUCCCGUUAUGGUUGGAGACAUGGAUAACACGGGCAGUCUCAAUGCGCAGUUUAUCCACCUGCUGACCUCACACAUACGCUCCAAAGUGGUCCUGCAGACACAGCAGCACAAGUUUGUAAACUGGCAGUGUGACGCAGAAUACCGCGGAGACGACUUCACUGCUGCUGUAACACUCGGCAAUCCAGACCUUCUGCUCGGAUCCGGGAUUUUAGUGGCUCAUUACCUUCAGUCUCUGUCGCCUGCCUUGGUUUUGGGGGGCGAGCUGGUGUACCACAGGAGACCUGGAGAGGAGGGCACGGUCACCUCGUUCAUGGGCAGAUACACAGGCAGCAACUACGUGGCCACACUGACCGUUGGAGGAGCCGGUGCUCACGCAUCAUACUACCACAAAGCCAACGAUCAGUUACAAGUUGGAGUGGAGUUUGAAGCGAGCACACGCAUGCAAGAAACAAGUGUGACGUUUGGCUAUCAGGUGGACCUGCCCAAAGCCAAUCUUCUGUUUAAAGGUUCCAUAGACAGUAACUGGGUGGUAGGGGCUACGCUGGAGAAGAAGCUACUGCCACUCCCAUUGUCUCUGGCUCUCGGCGCCUUCCUGAACCAUCGCAAAAACAAGUUUCAAUGCGGUUUUGGAGUUACUAUUGGUUAGACUUGCAUCAGGAGCGAGGAAUCGCGUAGAUCUGCAUUUCGAGCAGACUUGGACUGGUGCAGAGAGACAGGGGGACAUGGACCAACAACCAAACGGACUCAGAUUCUCCCACGAGCACUGCGGUAACACCUCACAUGGACGCACGAGGACUGUAACAAAUCAGGCAAAAGUGAUGUAAUAUUGCCGAUCGACUUCAUGUGAAAAGAAACAGAUCAUGAUCAGACAACAUUAAAAUGUUUAGAAAAAACAGUUUCAUGUUUACUAGUAAAACGCUGCCUCCAGAUUACACAGAGACGCAGUUUUCAUGUGUGAUGCA